UUCUCCCAGGCGGUUGGAGCCAUGUCCAGGUCUCGCCGGAAGCUGGCCGUUACAGCCCCAGAGUUGGCGUUACCGGUCUUGACCCUCGGCACUGGCAUGCAGGGAUUCGGCCCAGCUUGUAUCUUCCUGCGGAAGGGCAUCGCGGAGAAGCAGGGGUAUCGGGAGUUGGGAACAGAUGAGAUUGAAGAGCUCCGCGAAGCCUUUGUAGAAUUCGACAAGGACAAAGAUGGCUUCAUCACUUGUAAGGACCUCGGCAACCUGAUGAGGAUUAUGGGAUACAUGCCGACCGAGAUGGAGCUCAUCGAGUUAUCGCAGCAGAUCAACAUGAACCUGGGUGGUCGGGUGGACUUCCAGGACUUUGUCGAUUUGAUGACUCCCAAGCUCCUGGAGGAGACGGCGGGGAUGAUCGGGGUGAAGGAACUCCGAGAUGCCUUCAGAGAGUUUGAUGCCAAUGGUGAUGGGGAGAUCACCUUGGAUGAGCUACAGCAAGCCAUGCAAAGGCUCCUAGGGGAGAAACUGAGCAAUAGUGAAAUAGCUGACGUAGUGCGGGAAGCCGAUCUAAACGGAGACGGGACGGUGGAUUUCGAAGAGUUUGUUCGGAUGAUGUCACGCUGACCUUUAACCUUUCUCUGCCUGAUGUGACCAACAUCCCUGACUGUGCUCCAGAGGCAGAUGAUACACAGAAUGUCUCAGCUCAACCAACACAUCGUAUGAUCUAGACCGAAGUAGA
Molecule: messenger RNA, 730 nt
Organism: Nanorana parkeri
Lineage: Eukaryota; Metazoa; Chordata; Amphibia; Anura; Dicroglossidae
Gene: CABP5
Product: calcium binding protein 5
Exons: 6
Coding region: 22-615 (197 amino acids)
Molecular function (GO): calcium ion binding
Source: RefSeq, a predicted model, not a curated record